Penicillium macrosclerotiorum is the source of this 615-nucleotide messenger RNA. RefSeq lists its product as uncharacterized. The record is from RefSeq and is a predicted model, not a curated record. Gene Ontology annotation, biological process: tRNA-type intron splice site recognition and cleavage; tRNA splicing, via endonucleolytic cleavage and ligation. Gene Ontology annotation, cellular component: tRNA-intron endonuclease complex. Lineage: Eukaryota; Fungi; Ascomycota; Eurotiomycetes; Eurotiales; Aspergillaceae. The transcript has a single exon. The coding region runs from base 1 to 615 and encodes 204 amino acids. Gene Ontology annotation, molecular function: nucleic acid binding.
AUGGCCCUUGAAGAACAUAAAAUGAUUCCUCCGAAGCCCUCGGCCCUCACCCAGCUCAUCGAGUCCGUCUCUGCGUCUGAAAACCCAUUCGCUGCAACAACAAUCCAGGUCCUUCAUAACCUCCAACACCAGCAUUUAUGGACUUCGCUGCAGGUUCAUGAAUUGGAUGCAGCUUCGGCAACCAAUGGACUCUCAAUGCUGAUAUCCGGAAUAUCCCCGCAUCGCGUCUAUACCCACCCCGAUGAGCAGCUCUACAUGCUGGAACAAGGCAUUCGAGAAGAUGACCUCCCAGCGGAGAGACUCUUUGUGGUCCCGACAGCUCAUGGACAGACAUGGAGUUUGAGUCGCAUGGCUGCGGUCUUCGACGCGCUACCCAGGGCUGAGACCUCAUCAUCUGAGGAUUCGAGCUUGACAUAUAGGGCUGAAGAUCCGGAAGAUCCUGAGAAAGCCAAGAAACUAGAGGCAUACAACAAAAGAAGGGAGCAGGCUCAAGCUACCAAUGAAUGGGGCUCAAGGAGAGUGCUCCUUGCGAUGGUGGAUCGGAAUAUGGGCGGAGAAGGAACAGUGGUUUAUUACGUCGUGCAAGAGGGCGAAGUGAAGCCACGACAAAACUAG